This is a messenger RNA of Lottia gigantea (owl limpet), 1017 nucleotides long. RefSeq lists its product as hypothetical. The coding region runs from base 1 to 1017 and encodes 338 amino acids. The record is from RefSeq and is a predicted model, not a curated record. The transcript has a single exon. NCBI's taxonomy places the organism in Eukaryota, Metazoa, Mollusca, Gastropoda, Lottiidae.
AUGAAUGAAAUUUUAGACGAUGAAACAUUCAUAUCAAAUGAACUUUUUUUCAGUAUUAUUAACCUUAUCUCUGAUAAAUUUGAUACAUUUAAAGGACAAACUGAAUUAGAUGGAGAGAUAAUUCAAGAUACAGAACACAAACAAAAAAUGCAAUUUGUAGGCUUUAAUGCCAAAACUUUUCACAAUUUUUUCGCAACUGUGGAUGUAAAAUCGGAUGCUUCUGAUUGGUAUUUCUCAGGAAAAAUCAUUUUACGUAGAAACAAUUUCAAAGAAAUAAAAAAAUCAAAAAAGGGUAGUGGUGUUACCCUACUCAAAAAGAUAAAUGAAUAUGCCGGUAUAAAUUGUUUUAUACCAAGCGAUGGAUACUGGUUUGUAAAGGGCGUAAAUCGUCUUUUAAACGAAGACUACACAAAAGAAUUUCAAGAUUUCAUCAACAGUUUUUCAAAAUCAAACAGAAAAGGAGUUAUGACAACUGUUAGAAUCUGUGAAUUCAAUAAGAAAUUUAAUACUUAUUUUCAAAUUUAUAUGCCCAAACAUAGAUAUUUUCAACCAAAGAAAGUAUCCGAGGAAUUAGAUUGGGUAUUUUACUUACAUAAAUCGCAUUUCUGUCUCAUUAGAAGAAAAAACAAAACCUUAGGCAUUAGAGAAAUAGAAGAUAAUUACGAUGAAAACGUAUGGAGAACUUGUAGAGAUGAUAAUGCGGUAACACAAGUUUCACCUCUAAAACUAAACGUUUGUCCAACAAUUCACGAUGAUUGUUUAUACGCAUGGGAUUGCGAAACCUAUAGCGAAAAAGAAACGAAUAAAGCCAUUCCUUAUUCUUGCACGUUAAUUAAUUUAGAAAAACUAAGAAAACUGUUAGACAGAAUAAAAAAUAACUUUCCAGAUUUAAAUCCCACUGAUAGUAUUCCAGAAGAAUUUUAUAAUAAAUUAAUGAAUAUAGUAGAAAUAUUUGUGGGUAAAGAUUGCAUCGAUCAAAUGUUGCAACGUUUAGGAAAAAUAGAUCAAAAAGAAUAA